Messenger RNA from Ilex paraguariensis (yerba mate), 656 nucleotides. NCBI's taxonomy places the organism in Eukaryota, Viridiplantae, Streptophyta, Magnoliopsida, Aquifoliales, Aquifoliaceae. The record is from the annotation of a GenBank genome assembly.
CGAUUACUCCUCAUUUCCUUGACAUUUUCCCAAGAAAAACCCUUCUUUCCUCCACAAAGCAUCACCAGUCCAUCAAAAACCUUGAUUUUCACUUGAAACUUGGAAUUUGGAGGAAUGGCUCGAUUGAUAAGUCUUCUCAUGCAUCCUUUGGCAUUUUUGAUGUAGUGUGGGGUUGGUUGUUGCCAUUUGUCACCCUAGGGUCAUUUUUCAUAGUGAUGGCUAGUACCAAGCAAACGGGCCCCGACUCUCCACCACCAACGGGAAUCGGAUCCCGAAAGAGGACCGAGGAGGUAGGCCCCAGUGGUGGGGAACAAAGGAAGAAACGGAAGAAUGACGCUCCAACAGAGAGUAUAAAGGGAAAAACUGAGACGUGCAAGUUGCAAGUAGAUAGGCCCACCCUCAGGCCAAACGAUGACGUGGUUCAAGUGAUAGAGGGUCAUGGCAUCAAUGUUUGGUUCAAGCCCGUUGGGAGAUUUGUACUUCCCAUCUGUAGGGAGUUUGAUCAAAAGCUAGGGGUGAGGGAUGAGAACUUGUAUUUGUUGAAAACAAAUCUGAGAGGGAAGGUGACGGAGAUCAUCCCAGGAGUCAUUGUGAAGGCAUUGCAUUACCAAAGACCUCCCCCAACACCACGGUCUAUCCUUAAAACACCCAUGUGA